AUGCUGGAGCUGUAAGGCUCCGGGCGGACGGCUGAUUGUGGAUCGCAGAAGGAGGACGCUGGGGCCCGCCGUCCAUCCGCUGCUACUAUGAUUCCGGUGUCGCUGGUGGUGGUGGUGGUGGGUGGUUGGACUGCCGUCUACCUGGCCGACUUGGUGUUGAAGUCAUCUGUGUAUUUUAAACAUUCUUAUGAAGACUGGCUGGAAAACAAUGGAUUGAGCAUCUCUCCUUUUCAUAUAAGAUGGCAAACUUCAAUUUUUAAUCGUGCCUUUUACAGUUGGGGACGGCGGAAAGCAAGGAUGCUUUACCAAUGGUUCAAUUUUGGAAUGGUGUUUGGCGUGAUUGCCAUGUUCAGCUCUUUUUUUCUCCUUGGAAAAACACUGAUGCAGACUUUGGCACAAAUGAUGGCUGACUCUCCCUCUUCUUAUUCUUCCUCUUCUUCCUCUUCUUCCUCUUCUUCCUCUUCCUCCUCCUCCUCCUCCUCUCUUCACAAUGAACAGGUGUUGCAAGUUGUGGUUCCUGGUAUAAAUUUACCUGUCAAUCAGCUGACUUACUUCUUCGCUGCAGUCCUCAUUAGUGGUGUGGUACAUGAAAUUGGACACGGUAUAGCAGCUAUUAGGGAACAAGUUCGAUUUAAUGGCUUUGGAAUUUUUCUCUUUGUUAUUUAUCCUGGAGCAUUUGUUGAUCUGUUCACUACCCAUUUGCAACUUAUAUCACCAGUCCAGCAGCUAAGGAUAUUUUGUGCAGGUAUAUGGCAUAAUUUUGUCCUUGCUCUCCUUGGUAUUUUAGCUCUUGUUCUCCUCCCAGUAAUCCUCUUGCCUUUUUACUACACUGGAGUUGGGGUACUUAUCACUGAAGUCGCAGAGGACUCACCUGCCAUUGGACCCAGAGGCCUUUUUGUGGGAGACCUUGUCACUCAUCUACAGGAUUGUCCUGUUACUAAUGUGCAAGAUUGGAAUGAAUGUUUAGACACCAUUGCAUAUGAACCCCAAAUUGGGUACUGUAUAAGUGCAUCAACGUUGCAACAGUUAAGCUUCCCAGUUAGAGCAUACAAACGACUAGAUGGUUCUACUGAAUGCUGUAACAAUCACAGCCUCACAGAUGUGUGCUUUUCCUACAGAAAUAAUUUUAAUAAACGUUUGCAUACGUGUCUGCCUGCCCGGAAAGCAGUUGAAGCUACGCAAGUUUGUCGAAGUAAUAAAGAUUGCAAAAGCAGCUCAGGUUCAAGCUUCUGUAUAGUACCAUCCUUGGAAACUCACACUCGAUUAAUAAAAGUGAAACAUCCCCCACAAAUUGAUAUGCUUUAUGUUGGGCACCCACUGCAUCUUCACUACACAGUGAGCAUUACAAGUUUUAUCCCACGUUUCAACUUUCUAAGCAUAGAUCUGCCAGUGAUUGUGGAGACAUUUGUCAAAUAUCUGAUUUCUCUUUCUGGAGCUCUGGCUAUUGUUAAUGCAGUACCCUGCUUUGCCUUGGAUGGUCAGUGGAUUUUAAACUCUUUCCUGGAUGCUACCCUUACUUCAGUGAUUGGAGACAAUGAUGUCAAAGAUCUGAUAGGAUUUUUCAUCUUGCUUGGUGGCAGUGUACUUUUGGCUGCCAAUGUGACACUGGGACUCUGGAUGGUUACGGCACGGUAAUAUUUGCUCUCAUCCACUGGAUGGUUACAGCACGGUAAAAUUUGCUCUCAUCCAACAGAAUUAAGUACAGCUACAUGGUAAUAUCUGUUGCCAUUGAAAUUCUUAGUAGGUAUGAUAUGUAAAGUGUUUCCUUAAAACAUCUUGGCCAACCUCUUUGAGCUCCUAAUAUCUAGAGAAUCCAAAAACUCGGUAGUAGAGGAGUGGAAGAAAUGAAAAGCAUAAUUCCUGACUACAUUCUACUUUUAAAGAUUGAGUGUGCAAACUCUGAAUGUUUGUUGAAUAAUUUGUAAACAAGUGAAAAUUCAUUCAUGUAAUACCAUUUUGUGUGACUAUAUAGCAUUUUGGAAUAGUAAAAAGAAAAGCAGAAUCUGGUAGGAAAACGUGUGUGUGUGUGUGUGUGUGUGUGUGUGUGUGCAUGUGCACACAAGUCUGUAUAUGUUCUACUAGUGUUUGAAACCAGGGCCUUACUUAUGCUACUUAUGCUAAGCUUACCUGUCCCAGGUAAAAUUUACUGCAAAGUGCCAUUAAGAUGAUGUGGUGGUGCACACCUAUAAUCCCAACACUUGCCUGUAUGUGUUUGAGAGGCUAGGCAUAAGGAUCAUGAAUUCAAGGCCAUCAUCUUUAGCUACAUAGUAGGUUCCAGACCAGCACUGGCCACAUAGCAAGACCCUGUCAUGGCAUGCAUACAUGUGCACAUGCACUUGCACGCACACACGCACGCACACACACACACACACAAUCAUCAUUAAUGAUUUGAGGGAGGCUAGACCUUGGUUAAAUGGGAGAUAGAGCAAGUGCUCUUGGUUUUAUAACUCUUGUCUUUAUCUUGUUUGAGAAGUAUUUUAAAGUUUAAUGGUAUAUUAUUCUAUACUCUGAUUAUAAUUCAUGAAAGUAUCUGCUACCAUGAAAGCAAAAACUCUGUACAAGUGAUACCAAGUAAAUGAACAAUGUUGAAAGUAGAUAAGGCCUGUGAUGUGAUAAGACAGUUUGUCACACAAGUAUUACCUAUUUCAUAGUAUAGGCCCACACUCUUUACAACAUCCUAGCCUUGUUAUAUAGAUAUGCUGCAGGAAGGAUCUCUCAUAGCAGCAUGGGAGCUCAGGCAGUUAGAGGUGAACUUAAGAACUAAGCUGAGUCCUCUAACAGACCACAGCAGAACUUCAGCAAAUCUACUUACCAACUUCCUAGAGCUUAGCAGCUUAGAACUCUUCCAGGGUAGACCUUCUCCUUGUGCUGCAAGAACAUUCAACCCUGAGCCAUACUCUGUCCUCACCAGCACCUAGUAUGUUUCUCUCUGUAGGCGGGAUUAAACACCUAAGCUUUGCUUUCCAUCUCCCCUAAGCUACCUCUGUGAAUACACAAAAGAAUGGCUGCACAAACUAAGAUUUCCCAGAAUCUACAAACAGACUUUUGAGCUCUAAAGAACCACGAUUGAUCUUGCAGGGUAGCAGUUCAACCCUGGGAAAUUCAGAAAGUCAUCUGGCAGAUGUGACGCUGUUAGUCUUAAGAGUAUAUAUGCACAUACUGUUUCUGUCAUGAAAAAUACAUAUUUCAUGAAACACACACAUUAGAGGUAACAAAAGGCAGUGAUUCAUUCAUUAAUAGUCAGAUAUAUACCUCCCUCCUGAAGUAAGGUACUUUGUAAGGUUACCUUUUUCAGAACAUUAGUUCUCUUAAGCGCCUAAAACUUUUAAAUCAAUUUUUAGAAAUUUUUUAGACUUUCUAUUACAAAUUUGCCUUCUUUCUUUAAUAGAAAUCAUACACUGAAUAUCAUUUUGAGAUUUUAUUAGUGAUGGGUCAUUGGUUACUAAUAGUACUAAAGUCAUACAAAUUACUAACUUUUAUCACAGAAAAUAUGGCAUUGUUGUCUUCUAAGAUCACUCAGGACCAAAAUGUACCUGCAUACUAAAAAUGCACAGACCUUUUCAGGUAAAGCUUAGAGAAUGCCGUGAAAUACUCAACAUUAUUAACUUCAUCGCAUGCAUUAAGCAGUCUACUAAAUGAAAAUGUAUGUGUGUGAAUCAUUUUUUUCAAUACUGAGGAAAACAAUGUUUGGUGUGGUACUUAAUAGAACCCAGGACCUCACACAUGCUAGCUAGUAUUCUACUACUAAACUAUUAUCCAUAGACCAUGAAAAUAUUUUAAUAAGAGGAAAUUCUAUUCAUUAACUUCAUUUUCUGAGUGAAGGCAACAACAAUACAAAACCUCAUUUUAUAUUAGCUGCUGAACACCUCUGCCAGCUAAUCUUUAGGGUCCGGGUUUGGGAGCUUCUCUCCUGGAAGUCCAGCAGAUUUGUAUGCAAAUGGCCUCAUUACUAAAGAAAGGAGAUGUUACAUAUUGUCUCUUCAGCUUCACUGUGGGCUCCUUACCUCCCUGCAUAGUGCAUGAGCUAUCAGAAGUGUUUAAUGUGCUUGAAUGGAUGAUGAUUAGUGUUAUUUAUGGAUAGAAAAAGCAUGCUUCUAUUUAAGCUGUAAAAAGGAUUGUUAAAGAUUUACUGUAAAUAUAUGUUGACAUAGUAAAGCUUGGAAUGUCUUAUGUCCCUGGGGUAUUAUCAUCUUUAUGGAAAAAAUUCAUUUUGGUUUCUGUAGAGCAAUUAGAAAAACAAAUUAUAUUGGAAAAAUGAAUUAUGUUGGUGAUUUGAAGAAGUAUCUGUGUGUUGUCUCUUUGUUCAACAGUGAAACUUUAUUCUCAGUGUUCCUAUUCUGCAUUGUUUACAUUCUUAAGGUUUUUAUUUUAAUCAUCCAUAAAUGUAAAAAAAUGUAUAUAUUAUUUUUAGCAUCUCAGUUUGAAGAGACACAGUUAAACUUGACUUUUUGAUAAACAUUUCUAGGUCAUUGUCUAUGUAACAGCAAAUUGUAAACAUAUGCUUCCUAGUGAUGUGGCUUUUUGUCAUCAUUGUGUCCUUGGUAUUUAUUGAGCAUCCACAUACUAGUGGCACACAGAUUGUUAUUUUUCAAUAACUCUUUUGAUUGAGCUGUAAUUCAUUUUAAGGCUUUAAUUUGAUUUUAUAAUUGUCAGAAUGUAAUGUUUAGCAAUAAAAGAACAAAUGUAAACCAGCAUUUUA
This is a messenger RNA of Grammomys surdaster, 4699 nucleotides long. It is a transcript of the gene Mbtps2, whose product is annotated as membrane bound transcription factor peptidase, site 2. Gene Ontology annotation, molecular function: metalloendopeptidase activity; protein binding. The record is from RefSeq and is a predicted model, not a curated record. The coding region runs from base 88 to 1635 and encodes 515 amino acids. Lineage: Eukaryota; Metazoa; Chordata; Mammalia; Rodentia; Muridae. The transcript has 11 exons. Gene Ontology annotation, biological process: membrane protein intracellular domain proteolysis; regulation of response to endoplasmic reticulum stress. Gene Ontology annotation, cellular component: cytoplasm; membrane.